Molecule: messenger RNA, 1210 nt
Organism: Drosophila kikkawai
Lineage: Eukaryota; Metazoa; Arthropoda; Insecta; Diptera; Drosophilidae
Product: chronophin
Molecular function (GO): phosphatase activity
Source: RefSeq, a predicted model, not a curated record
UACAAGAUCUGAGAUAAUCUCCCAAAGUGCAACUCUUAAUUAGUAAAAAGGAAGGAGUUUCAUUUCCUCAAUCUUCGGGAAAUCAAUGCCACAUACUUCAAAAUUUUAUAAAAAUCAUAAUUAAUUAACAAAAUUCAGCAAUGUUCAAACGUAGUUGCAGCCUUUUGGAUAAGCUGCCCAAGCAGCAGGCUGCCGAGUGGUUGGGCGGAAUCGAGACCAUCAUUUUCGGCACGGAUGGGGUUUUGUGGCAGGAGUACGAGCCCAUUGCGGAAUCAGUGGAUACCUUCAACGCCGUCAAAGCCAAGGGAAAGCGAUGUCUGAUUGUGACCAAUGAUAGCAUCCUGUCAAACGGGAAAUUGACCAAGAAGGCAGCGAGCCUGGGCUUCCAAGUAGGCGAGAAGGACGUGCUCAGCGCGGCGGGCGCCAUAUCGGGUUACCUCACCGACAGGAAGUUCGAGAAGAAGGUGCUCGUCAUGGGCGGCAGUGGCAUUUGUAGGGAUCUGAGGAAGGCCGGCUUCUGCACCAUGGUAAGCAAGCUAAGCUCCAACGGCCAGAGCUGGAUCGAGUUCGUGCGAAGCCUGGAGCUAGAUCCCGACGUGGGUGCCGUGGUGGUGGCCAGGGAUGACAGCAUGGACACAAAUGACUUAAUCGUGGCCUGUAACUACCUGAAAAAUCCCAAGGUGCUGUUUUUGACCACCGGCACGGAUGGGUUUUUCCCUUUUGGCAAGCACCGGAUUCCGGAUGCGGGCACCGUGGCGGCUGCCAUUCAGGUGAUUGUCAAUAGGAAGCCCGUAGUCUUGGGCAAACCGAAUCCCCGGAUACUUGGCAAGUUGCUCGAGUCCGGGGAAAUUAAACCGGAAAAGACGCUGGUUAUAGGGAACACUCUCAAAACGGAUAUUGUUUUUGCAAGUAUCUGUGGCUUUCAGUCUCUUUUGGUGGCUGACGAUAAAGUUCUUGAAGAAGCCCAGAGUAUUAAAAAAGAGGGAAACGAGAAGAAGAUGAAAUUGGUCCCGGAUCUCUUUGUAGCCUGUUUUGCUCCUCUGCAGGAGCUGUUGUGUGCCGAGAGUAUGCCCGCAGAGAGCCAAGAUGUCAACAAAGAUCGGAAAAAUUCGCAGCAAACAGCUACUAACGAUUAAGAGAACUACAUUUUUGUAUUUUUAGUUCUGGCGUGCAGUCAUUAAUAGUAAAAUUCUAAAAAAUUUAGGAUGGU